Molecule: messenger RNA, 3751 nt
Organism: Pungitius pungitius (ninespine stickleback)
Lineage: Eukaryota; Metazoa; Chordata; Actinopteri; Perciformes; Gasterosteidae
Gene: map3k22
Product: mitogen-activated protein kinase kinase kinase 22
Exons: 18
Coding region: 968-2824 (618 amino acids)
Biological process (GO): protein phosphorylation
Molecular function (GO): protein kinase activity; protein binding; ATP binding
Source: RefSeq, a predicted model, not a curated record
CUAGCAAAACGGUCCCUCAAAGUUUUCACAAUGGCCGAACCUAAAAUACCUUUCCAUUUUUCUAAAGGUGGUUUGUUUGUUGUCAUUUAUUGUAUUAUUAUAUUUAUUAAAUGAAUAUGUAUUUCAUCAUUUCUGUCUUUCUUUCGAUAUGUUUUGUAAAACAUGCUAAAUGAAAUAUAAUAAAAUAUAUAUGAAUCGGCUUAUUUGAUGAAAUUGCACUUUCUUGUUUCUUGUUCUUUGAGUUUGUAUCACUACGAUUACAAACUCCAAAUGUUUCAUCUAAAUGACAUGUAAUUUAAUGUAAUAUUUAUAUAUAUAUUCUUCGUUAUUGAUGCGAUAAGGUUUUCUGGUAGUGUCUGUGCCACAGAAUGAAUAAAUAAGCACCGGCCUGUUGCCGCGUGCUGUUCUUGCUCCAUGUGUCCACGGGGAGGCGCUGUUUCCCGCACUUUGCCGCCGCCGCCGCCUUGGAAACGCACCAGCGGAGAGCGUCACCGCUUCCUGGUGCUCACGUUGUUGAUGACGUCACAGGCGCAGAUGAUCCAGGGAGAAACUCGAGCUCGUCUCCGUAGUGUGUGUGGAGACCAGCAAAGAGCAGGCUGACACAAGAUAAUAAUAAUAAUUAAAAAACUUUCCUCUGGAUCGCAUCAGCCAUCGCAGCGUAUUCCUCUCAGUCAACAUGAGCCGAAGCGGAGCUCUUUUGUAAUUCUUCAGCACUGAGCGCAGUUUCCGGAAAUAUCGUUCCACUGUUUUUGGGUGAAGAUUUUGCUUUGCAUCUGCUGGGAUUUUUUUUUUCUUCUCUUUUUUUCCUCGCUGUUCCUGACGUGUUUGUUCGUGAUAAUUCACUCUCAUCCUCACUUCGUCCUGCAGCCACAGCUGCAACAUGGAGACACAUUGAUCACAAGGAUGAAAUCUUCGCUCGCAGAGAGAAGUUGAGCUCUGGGCUCGAGUUCAACGGGGCCACUUCCUGAUGAUGACAGUAAAUAUGAAUGACGGCCUCCAAAAUGGACCGGGACCGCACAGGAACUCGCAAGAUGACGAGGAGGCGCUCAACUCCAUCAUGAAGGACCUGGCGGCCCUGGGCCGCUGCUACACCCAGCCACACAGCCACAAGCCCAAGAACAGGAGCGUGCUGUACAAACAGGAUUUAAGAGUCAAGCUGGAGCAUGAGAGAGAAAAACGGAUCAUCCCGUUUCAGAGGCCGCUGAGGAUCAAGGAGCUCCUGCAGAAAGUGACCGAGGCCUUCGGCCAGCAGAUGGACAUGUUCUUCAUGGAAAAAGAGUUGACGCUGCCCCUGAAGACCCAGGAGGACCUGGAUCAGGCGGUGCUGACGCUGGGCUGCAGCUCGGGGACCAACGGGCUGCUCAGGAUUCUGCUAAAGACGUCUAAGAACAACCACUACCUGCAGGUGAGCAGCAGGGACAAGCAGAGCGAGAUGAGGUCAUCGCGGUCACUCGGAGAUCUGAAGGGCUCCCUGCUCAAGGGCUCGGAAAGGGUGCGCAAGCACUCGACAGGUUCCCUGCACACGGGGCGGACGUCCCCGCCUCCCGGCAGCGUCCCCGAGGAGCAGCAGCAGAUCGCUCGCCAGGGCUCCUACACCAGCAUCCACAGCGAGGGCGAGUUCAUCCCCGAGAACAUGCUGGAUCCCUUCGGGAGCGCAGACAACUCGCUGUCGAGCAGUUGUCAAUCAAUAGAUCAAGCGCUGGACAGUCCUCCCUUCUCGCAGAAUAACCGUGACAAUAAUUACCUGAACCUCAACUAUGAAUACAAAGGUCGCCAUGGGAAAGGGGGGACUUUCCCUCGCCAGUUCCAGUUGCCCAAUCGCAGCAAGGACUACGGAGACCGUCGCAGGACGCUCCCGCGUAGCUUCAUGCCGCAGGAGAACCUCUUCCAGCUGGUUCCUUCUAGUCGCACCCGCAGCUAUAACGGAGACAGCACGCUGCAGUACAGCGACCUGCGCUCGCUGGGCCGCACCGCCGACAAGAGCUGCCAGCGCGGCACCGCCAAGUCGCCGCGGGCGCCGAUCAACUGGCGACAGGGGAAGCUCCUGGGGCGCGGGGCGUUCGGGGAAGUCUACCUCUGCUACGACGUGGACACGGGCCGCGAGCUGGCCGCCAAGCAGGUGCCCUUCGAUACGGACUGCCGUGAAACCAGCAAGGAGGUGAAUGCGCUGGAGUGUGAGAUCCAGCUGCUGAAGAAUCUGCGUCAUGAGCGGAUUGUUCAGUACUACGGGUGCCUUCGGGACCCCGAACAGAAGAAGCUCACCAUUUUUGUGGAGUUUAUGCCCGGGGGCUCAAUAAAGGACCAGCUAAAAGCCUAUGGGGCCCUCACGGAGAAGGUAACGAGGAGAUACACCAGGCAGAUCCUCCAAGGAGUCUCCUACCUGCACAGCAACAUGAUUGUACACAGAGACAUCAAAGGUGCAAACAUCCUGAGAGACUCCUCGGGGAACGUGAAGCUGGGAGACUUUGGAGCCAGCAAACGAAUCCAGACCAUCUGCAUGUCUGGUACGGGAAUCAAGUCUGUCACUGGCACCCCCUACUGGAUGAGCCCGGAAGUGAUCAACGGGGAGGGCUACGGCCGCAAGGCUGAUGUAUGGAGCGUCGCCUGCACUGUCGUGGAAAUGUUGACUCAGAAACCUCCGUGGGCCGAGUACGAGGCCAUGGCGGCCAUUUUUAAGAUUGCCACCCAGCCUACGAAGCCCAUCCUUCCGGAGGGCGUGUCCGACGCCGGCAGGGACUUCCUGCGGGAGGUGUUUGUGGAGGAGAAGUGGCGGCCCACCGCCGACGCGCUGCUCAGCCACCCGUUCGUCCAAGGCAGCUUCUGAGGCCUGCCGACCCCCCCACCCCCCCACCCGCAGCUCGCCUCCCCUCCUCGCCUGCCCGCUCCAUCCCCAGGACACUCCGCCCACCCUCCCCACCCCCCCCCCCCCCCUCCAGCCUCUUCUCAUCAACAUCACUCGCAACUUCCUGUCCUGCCAUCUAUCGCCAGCGUCUGCCUUGUGAGGAGGCCGGCACCUCUCACCAGCUGCCUCAACCCGAGAUCACUCACCGAGAGGCCGGGGAGGCGGCUGCUGGACCUCCUGAGUCCUCCGAGGCGUGGCGGCGUUUCACCCCCCCCCCUCCCCCCGGAGGGGACUGAGGAGAAAGCACUUAGCAGUCUCACAGACUGCUGUCCUUUUUAAACGUGAGCACGGGGGGGGGUGGGGGGGGAGUGACGUGAGAGAGCGGUGACUCCUCAAGCUUUCCCGGCGCUUACACUCCUUCGCCGACGCAGAAAAGCGUCUUUCUUUAGCCGGGAUCGCGAGUGACUGGUUGACAGGGAUCACAUCCGACAGUGCUGCGAGUCAGUCAUCAGCCUCACUGAUCCGAUCGUCGAACCGAGAUGGUGAAUAUGUUUCUAUGACGUGCUAUAACACCUUUAAUUAAAGUCAUCUCGGGCCGAUGGCUUUUCUAUUAUCACCUAAAGAAAUGUAAACCUAUUGUUGUCAACGCCUUACAAUAAGAGUUUGUAAGUAAGAAUGUCUUCUUUUUUUUAAACAUCUUUGGAGGGUUACGUCACCCUAUUUUUAAGGCGCCCAGAACAGCCUUUAGAAGGAUUGCCAAUGUUGCACUUUUGAUAUCACGCAUUGAAACAUUUCCAACAUGCAGGAUAAUCAACCGAGAUAUUUUUCUAUAUGAAACAUUUUUUAUAUCAUUUCAUAAAGAAGAAUUGUGUAUAAAAGAAGAAAAAAAAAAAAAAAAAAGAACCAAAC